Molecule: messenger RNA, 1244 nt
Organism: Nelumbo nucifera (sacred lotus)
Lineage: Eukaryota; Viridiplantae; Streptophyta; Magnoliopsida; Proteales; Nelumbonaceae
Source: RefSeq, a predicted model, not a curated record
UGCCAGGUCCUUGCGUGCUAUAAACUUUUGUGAUAACCACCUGGGGCCAAGUUUUGCCGCCGGAAUUUUCGAUACUCUUCUUGGUGCUUUGUCUUGCAUAACAAGCCUUGAUCUAUCUGAUAACAAUAUUGCAGGAUGGUUGUCUAAUUUUAACCAGAGAUACUCAAGCAGUUUCUCAUCUUUAGUGAAAAGUGAAUUCUUACAAUCGCUGCAUGUGCUCAAUAUAAGGGGAAACAAUUUACUCAAGGAUGAUGCUGGUGAUCUUAAACAUGCAUUGGUUCAUAUGCCUAACUUGGAGAGUCUGGAUAUAAGUGACAAUCCCAUUGAGGAUGAUGGAAUUAGGAAUUUAAUUCCCUAUUUCACGGAGGCUUCUGAAAGGGGUUCUUCUUUAGUUGAUCUGAAGAUAGAAAACUGCAGCCUAUCCUGCAACGGAGUGACUCAACUUUUGAGAAGCCUCUCAACCUUGAAGCCAUUGAGAACUCUCUCCAUUUCAGAUAAUGAGCUGGGAAGUCAAGUAGCAGCAGAACUGGCAAAAUUUUUGGGCACAUCUCAUGUAAGAGAACUCAAUAUUGAAGAUAUUGCACUAGGUCCAUCUGGCUUCCUAGAACUACAAAAAGAAAUACCAGAAGAAAUCAAACUUGGUUACAUAAACAUAAGCAAGAAUCGUGGUGGAAUUGAAGCUGCAAAUUUCAUCUCAAAGCUCAUUUUGCGGUCUCCAGAACUUGUUGCAGUCAAUGCUGGAUAUAAUUUUAUUCCUGCUGAGUCAUUAGCACUUAUAGGAUCUGCGUUGAGAGCUUCCAGAGGUAAAAUUGAGCUGCUUGACCUAACAGGAAAUACUCGGUGUUGUCAACCGCAUACCAGUUCCAUGCUUGCUGAGUUUCAAGUUCAUGGAAGACCUAUUGUACUUCUCCCAUCAUUCCCUGCCUCAACUGCACCUUAUGAUGAUGAUCCAUAAGAGUAGUUCUGUCAAAUAUGUAUUUGCAAAAGACGUCCAUAAAUUGGAGAAUCUUUUCCAAACAAAGCUUUGGAUCAAGUAUGCAGUUAGUAGUCUACCUACAGGCUACAGCCAUAGUUCCAACUUCCAAGACUUUGUUAGGGAUUGAAGAUACCAGUUCCUAAGAAGCUGGAAAGUUGUAAGUUUUGAUUAUGUAUUUAUAUGAUUGCUUCUUUAAUUGCUUAUAUUCCAUUAAUUUUAGUUGUUUAACAUAAAUUUUUUUAAGUGGGCCAUGUUGGGCUAUGGGCCC